Messenger RNA from Humulus lupulus (European hop), 507 nucleotides. RefSeq lists its product as uncharacterized. Lineage: Eukaryota; Viridiplantae; Streptophyta; Magnoliopsida; Rosales; Cannabaceae. Bases 1 to 507 code for a protein of 168 amino acids. The record is from RefSeq and is a predicted model, not a curated record. The transcript has a single exon.
AUGAAGCUAGACUUGAGCAAGGCAUAUGAUACUAUUGAUUGGGAUUUCUUGGAAAAUCUGCUCAAUAUGUUUUGCUUUCCUAGUCGAUUCAUCAAAUGGAUUAUGGUUUGCUUGAGGGGUUCGUCUUACUCUUUGGUUCUAAAUGGUAGGAUUCAAGGGCAUUUUAAGGGUGGAAAAGGGCUUCGGCAAGGAGAUCCUAUUUCUCCUUUGCUCUUUGUUAUUGUGAUGGAGUAUCUCACCCGCCUAUUGAUUAAGGCUUCCAGGGAUAAUCGGUUCAAAUUUCAUCCAAUGUGUAAGUCUUUGAAUCUAAUUAGUCUAUGCUUUGCUGACGACCUCAUUAUUUUUUGCAAAGGCACCACCACCUCUGUACAAGUUCUUCUUGAGGUGUUUUCUGAAUUUGGCUGCUCUUCGGGUCUAAAGAUUAAUUACUCUAAAUCUCAUAUUUACUUUGGAGGUGUUCCAGCUGAGAUUAAAGCUAGAAUUUUUGGACUGUUCAAAGCUUAUUGA